This is a messenger RNA of Anisakis simplex (herring worm), 966 nucleotides long. NCBI's taxonomy places the organism in Eukaryota, Metazoa, Nematoda, Chromadorea, Rhabditida, Anisakidae. The record is from the annotation of a GenBank genome assembly.
AUGUACAUGAUGGAGUCGUGCUCAUGUGGAAUCCUUGUAAACGGAAUAGCCAUAAUGAUGACGAAAUUAUCGGGUGCACUCCAUAACGCAUUCGGUGUGAUCACGAUGGGAUAUUGCUUAUCGAAUUUGGUCAUUUUAGUGGUGAUUGGAACGUGGACUAUCAUCGUAUUAACACUGUGCACUCUUAUCGACUUCGUAUCCAAAUCACUAGUCACGGUCUAUUUCAGCGGCAACAUUUGGCCGGAUUCCCCUCUGCAAUAUGUCGCCGGUCAAGUCUCGAACGGCAUGUAUUAUGCGAGUAUAACAGUGCACUUAUUGCUCGCGAUCAAUCGUCUCUGUGCCAUUUGCUUCCCGUCAAAAUACGCACGACUAUUCUCGUUCGAAAAUGCGGUCACAUCACUUGUGUUCCUUAUGAUGGUCACCUUCUGCAUUUCAUUCACUUACUACAUCGAUGGAUGUGGAUAUAUAUUUACAACGGAUAAAUUUGUAUGGAGAUUCGAGGAUACUCAGUGCGGUUAUAUAAUAUCGGUUUAUGCGGAUUUUUAUUUUCCUCUUGGUGUAGUUGUUCUGAUGACGAUCGUAGACAUUUGCACGCUAUUCAUGUUGCACUCUUCUGCGAAGAGAGCCAACAGAGCAGGCAUUGCAACGGUUUCCCAGCAUUCGAGUCGUACUCGAAAUCGUGAAAUUUUGUUCUUCUUGCAGUCAUGCACAUGUGGUUCAGUUUACGUUCUUGGAGUGAUCUCGUUUCAUGUCCUUUCAACGUUCGUCACAUCAACGAAAUGGGGUGAAUUCGGUUGCGUGACUUUUGCUUGGAUUUUAGUGCAUUCCCUGGAUGGGGAAUAUUUCAGACUGUUCGUUGUUCUUUUCACGCUGUAUCGUCGUCAGCACGGCAAAACAUUACCUGUUGCUCCAUUGAUCAAUGGAGCUGUUACUCCAUUGAACGGGCAACCUGCACGAGUAACGUAA